AAUGCAACACUGAAUGCAAAUUCACUUAUUAGCCAACACUUUCAUCUAUCAAGCGCCAACAUUUUGUGCAUCAAUUAAUAAUUUGCCAAAAAAAGAACCAAAAAUGCCAAAGAUAAAGAAAAAGCAACAGUCCUCUUCCUCGGAGAGUGACAGUGGACCCGAAGAUCGCAAUCAGCCGGCGAGCAAGAAAGCAAAAAACACGCCGGCUUCAUCGGCGGGAAAAGUGGAUGGAAGAAGUGAGGGAAAUACCUGGACGCUAGAGAAAUUGCGCUUGGUCACAAUCAACGAGUUUCGCGGUCGCAAAAUGGUUGACAUCCGGGAGCACUACGAAAAAGACGGAAAAGUCCUUCCCGGCAAAAAGGGCAUCUCGCUAUCGAUACAACAGUGGAAGAAACUGAUUGAGCAGGCGGAUGAAAUCACAGGGGCAAUCGAGAGUUAAGUUAAUCCUUAGACCCUACCGAGUCAUAGAAUAUGAAUGUCCUAGAACCAACAUGUUAGCUUGCUUUUCUUUUGAACAAGAAAACCAUGAAUAAAAACUACCUUAAAUAUUUACAAAGA
Molecule: messenger RNA, 558 nt
Organism: Drosophila ananassae
Lineage: Eukaryota; Metazoa; Arthropoda; Insecta; Diptera; Drosophilidae
Gene: Ssb-c31a
Product: RNA polymerase II transcriptional coactivator
Exons: 2
Coding region: 14-439 (141 amino acids)
Biological process (GO): positive regulation of transcription initiation by RNA polymerase II
Cellular component (GO): transcription regulator complex; nucleus
Molecular function (GO): transcription coactivator activity; DNA binding
Source: RefSeq, a predicted model, not a curated record